Messenger RNA from Mycosarcoma maydis (corn smut), 123 nucleotides. Its product is annotated as a1-specific pheromone. The coding region runs from base 1 to 123 and encodes 40 amino acids. Lineage: Eukaryota; Fungi; Basidiomycota; Ustilaginomycetes; Ustilaginales. The transcript has a single exon. The record is from RefSeq and is a predicted model, not a curated record.
AUGCUUUCGAUCUUCGCUCAGACCACCCAGACCUCCGCCUCGGAGCCUCAGCAGUCGCCCACUGCCCCGCAGGGUCGUGACAACGGUUCUCCCAUCGGCUACUCCAGCUGUGUUGUUGCCUAG